UUCCUUUUAUUCCGACCGAGAGCAGAGCGAGCGGACAAGUUCAGGGGAGCGACAGAGGAAAAUUUGAGAGCUCCAAUCUUGAGCCCUAGUGAUCCAAAAAUCCUGAAUUUCUUGAAUUCCCGAUAAGCCAAAUUAGGGUUUCGGAGUAUCCGGAAGCCGGAUUGAGCCCAAAUUUCAUAUACGAGCUUCCUGCAGCGAGG
This is a messenger RNA of Linum tenue, 200 nucleotides long. The record is from the annotation of a GenBank genome assembly. Lineage: Eukaryota; Viridiplantae; Streptophyta; Magnoliopsida; Malpighiales; Linaceae.